Molecule: messenger RNA, 4161 nt
Organism: Oncorhynchus mykiss (rainbow trout)
Lineage: Eukaryota; Metazoa; Chordata; Actinopteri; Salmoniformes; Salmonidae
Product: phosphatidylinositol 4-phosphate 5-kinase type-1 gamma
Biological process (GO): phosphatidylinositol phosphate biosynthetic process
Cellular component (GO): plasma membrane
Molecular function (GO): 1-phosphatidylinositol-4-phosphate 5-kinase activity
Source: RefSeq, a predicted model, not a curated record
UAGCCACCCUUUUUGAGGAUAAAACCUUUUUCCUCGUCAAUUAAAAGAGGAAGGAUUCAAUCAAGCAGUUAAUUUGGUUUAUUGUAGCUAUAUUUAAUGUAUCAUUGCCUUGCACAGGAGAAUGCGUGACGUACAGCCAAGUCAAUGUCAGCAGUUCUUCAAGAAUCAGUCGGAGGGAGACAGAAUGCACAGCAUCAAGCCAGCGACAGCAGAAAGUGCAGUCGAACCGAGAGGACCUGUGUCGCCAACGGGCUGAUAACCACUGCACGGAUGCCUGGUCCAUAACGGAUAUCACACUGAAUUUAUUGUUUUAAUUUCAUCGUAUGGUUUAGCUGUAGGACGCUGAAUAACAACCGUUCUUUUUCGCGGCAUCGCAGUUGGUCUUUCAUUCAACAACCGUUCUUUUUCGCUGAAUCGCACCAUCGCAGUUGGUCUUUCAUUCGGAAGGCUUGCCCUUUCUCCGGGAGUCUGGAUGGAAGCAGCACUGCCAGUAGCCGAGGGAGCGGUUGGGCUGUCAGAGGCCAGGGAAGCGAGUCCUUUUUCCGGGGCCACAGCAUCCGAGGAUGCGGACACUGUCAUUGGAGUAAGCUAUGGAAUGGAUAGCGACUUCGAUUUUUCUGCUAGAAAAGCACACAUCACUGAGCUGCCUGGUGUCUCAGGCCUACCAGGCCAGGGGAAGAGGAUGGGCCACAGGGGAGUGGACGCGUCCGGAGAGACCACCUACAAGAAGACCACGUCGUCUGCCCUGAAAGGUGCCAUCCAGCUGGGCAUCGGCUACACAGUGGGCAACCUGAGCUCCAAGCCUGAGAGAGACGUCCUCAUGCAGGACUUCUAUGUGGUGGAGAGCGUCUUCUUUCCCAGUGAAGGCAGCAACCUGACUCCAGCACACCACUUCCCAGACUUCCGCUUCAAGACGUACGCUCCCGUGGCCUUCCGCUACUUCAGGGAGCUCUUUGGGAUCAGGCCCGAUGACUACCUGUACUCCCUGUGUAACGAGCCCCUGAUUGAGUUGUCCAACCCCGGGGCCAGUGGCUCUGUGUUCUACCUGACCAAGGACGAUGAGUUCAUCAUCAAGACCGUUAUGCACAAGGAGGCCGAGUUUCUACAGAAGCUGCUGCCUGGCUACUACAUGAACCUCAACCAGAACCCUCGUACCCUGCUCCCCAAGUUCUUCGGCCUGUACUGCAUCCAGUCUGGCGGUAAGAACAUCCGCAUGGUGGUCAUGAACAACGUUCUACCGCGCGCCGUCCGCAUGCACCUCAAGUUCGACCUGAAGGGCUCCACGUACAAACGCUGUGCCUCCAAGAAGGAGAGACAGAAGGCCAAGCCCACCUUCAAAGACCUGGACUUCAUGCAGGACCUGCAGGAUGGCCUGAUGCUGGACCAGGAUAUGUACAGCGCUCUGGUCAAGACACUGCAGAGAGACUGUCUGGUGCUGGAGAGCUUUAAGAUCAUGGACUACAGCUUGCUGCUGGGGGUCCAUAACAUCGACCAGGCAGAGCGGGAGCAGCAGAUGGAGGGAGGAGAGAAGGAUGAGAAGAGGCCCGUGGCCCAGAAGGCCCUCUACUCCACCGCCAUGGAGUCCAUCCAGGGAGGGGCCGCCUGCGGAGAGUCUAUUGACACCGAUGACACGAUGGGCGGCAUCCCAGCAGUCAACGGGAAAGGAGAGCGUCUACUCCUCUACAUCGGAAUCAUCGACAUCCUGCAAUCCUACAGGUUAAUAAAGAAACUGGAGCACACGUGGAAGGCUUUGGUUCACGAUGGGGACACCGUAUCAGUCCAUCGGCCUGGCUUCUAUGCAGACAGGUUCUUCAAAUUCAUGAGCAGCAAUGUGUUCAAGAAGAGCUCCUCCUUGAAGUCUUCUCCCAUUAAGAAGGGUCGUGUGGGCCUGACGGUGCCUAAGUACACUGGCCCUGGAGCCGCCUGGUCAGCCAGCCAGUUGCCCUCGGAGGGAGACGAUAACAUAUACGACCUGAGAGGAGCACGCAGCUUCCCCACGCUGGAGGACGAGGGGCGACCAGACCUUCUACCCUGCACCCCUCCAUCGUUUGAGGAGGCGACCACGGCCUCCAUCGCCACCACACUCUCCUCCACCACCUCUCUGUCCAUCCCAGAGAGGUCUCCCUCAGAUGCUGGAGCAGAGAACCCCCGCUACAGGUACCAGAACAACAGCUCUGAGAGAAGGAGGCACACCCACUCUGUCAGCCAUGACGGGAGGACCCAGGAGGAGGUGCGUGAGGAGGAGCAGCAGACCAUCACGGUGGAGGUGGAGGUGAAGAGACAUGACAGCGAGCCCAUCAUCACGGCCCCACAGCCAUCUCCAGAGACCAGUGUGAUACCAGAGGUAGCUGAGGCUUCUGCUGAUGUUGUUGCCCCACCCUCCACCUCUCCCCCGGCUCCUGAGGCCUCUGCUGCUGAGGACCCUGACCCAGAGGCCCCUGCCAGUUCCAAGUUGGUGGUGGUGGAGGUUGAGGGGGACCGCCGGGGCAGCAUGGUGUCAGGGUCCGGCUGCACCAGCCAAGCCUCCCAGGAUGACGAGGAUGACGUAAAAAUCACAGACAUCUACUUUCCCCCAGAGGACAGGACCUGGGUGUACUCCCCUCUGCACUAUGGCAGUGAGUCUAAUACCUUGCCGGAUGGGGAGGAGAGCGAGACAUAAACACUCCUCCAUAGAGCUGAGAGGAGAAUGACUCUGUGGAGAGAGGAGCCAUCAGAUUGAUCCCCAGGCCUUUGAGUGGCAGGCAGCAGAAUGAUUCCAGUCCCGACCUGUAUUUUAAACCAUGGAUACAAAAGCAGAACAGACGAAAUACUGUGAGGAAACCCCCCUAGACAUCCCGUUAUCAUUGUGUUGAUGAUAUGAUCCAUUCCUCUCCUUUCACCCCCACCUCAACCAAAAAUGACCCUACCAUGAUAAAAACAGGGCCUCAAAUGGCUAUGCUACGUCUAGCAUGCCCCAUGAGAACAGGGGCGUUGAGUCGUCUCUGUUACUCGCCACACAUUCCCAACGGUUGAUUAAGUCAAAUGGUCACAUGUAUUUUAUUGAUAUCAUGUUAAUUUAUAUUGUUUGCUUUUUCUUUGUUUUUAGUUUAGUUUCUUUAUUUUCUGAACUUUUUUCCCCACUUUAUUUAUUUUCAUAAACAGAAAAAAUUAUUGCUAGACUGUGUUUCACAAAACAUGAUUUUGUGCAUAUUUAUAAGCCUACUGUAUUAUUUGACAGGUUUAUUUUUUAGUUGUCAAGUAUUUAUUUUGACAUUUCUAUCACAGUAUUGCUACACUUCCCAUACACUCCUGCUGAAUGCACCUCUCAUGAGUCUCCAAGCCUCAAAACCAGAUCAUUGCAACACUAACUAAUGUUGAGACAUUGUCUAUCAUUUCAGAAUCCUACAUCAUUACAAUGUCUUCCAGGACCACCCAGCUUUUGGAUAAAUGCAACAACAACAAAAAAUUCCAAGCAUAAUGAGUUAUUGAGUUCUCUUAAUAUGAAAUUAAAUGCCAACAGUUUAGCAAUCAAACUUUGGCUCUGGAUUUGAGCUCUGCUGGACAUGGGUAUUAGCCAGGCUAGUAGGCUAACUCAAAGUCCUCCUGACUUCAGAGUCUGGAAAGGCUAUUUUGACGUCGGCACGAUGCGACGAUAAGGAAGGGGAAGUGCUUGUUUUACUGAUUGGUUCUCUUCUGUAUUUUUCUCAUUCCAACACCCACAUGGACAGCCAUUCACAGCUCUCCAAUACAACUGUUGAAUUUUCAAAUCCAAACAACACGAGGGCUCAACCUCCCCAGGAAAAAAAAGAAAGAAAAAAAAAGUUUGAGAGAACCAAUCAAAACUCAGUACAUUCAGGAGCACAUCUCUGCACAAAUACUGCAUUUACAAUGGCCUCCUUUCCAGACCAGUGUGUCACAGCUCUCCCUUGCUGUGAGUCACUUGAGUCGGAUCAGCCAGGCUAGUGACCUUAGGCUAAUGGAUUGGAUUACUUAGGACAAAUAACAAUAUCAUAUCAUGGCCAGAAUGAAUUCAUACUUCUGUUAUUUAGUAAGGGUUAAUCAGAAAGGGAAUUCAGGCUGCACUUUAUGUACAGUGCCUUGCGAAAGUAUUCGGCCCCCUUGAACUUUGCGACCUUUUGCCACAUUUCAGGCUUCAAACAUAAAGAUAUAAAACUGUAUUUU